CCCUGCCCUCCCCUUUGCUCCUCUACCCCUCGUCAGGUCAAAGGCUGGUGCCUGACACCCCUGCUUGCCCAGUGACACCCAGUACCAUCUGCCAUCCCCAAAGACGCCAAGUCCUCCCCCCCGCUCUAAUCCUGGGCUAGCUGGUGGGUAGGACUCAUGUCCGAUUACUCACAGUGCCAGGAGCCUGUCUCCAUGGUUGCUUAAGUAAGGUUUGAUGCUCCCGGCCCAGCGAUGAUGGGACUGAAAAAGAAAAAGGUUGCCGAGGCCCCGAAGGAGUCUGUGGAUGCGGCCAGGAACACAGAGCCUGCUGUCAGCCAUGUGGCUCCCAUCAACAAGGAGAUCAUCAUGGUUACAGUUCACGGGGCCACGAAUCUGCCUGCAUGCAAGGACGGCUCGGAGCCAUGGCCCUACGUGGUAGUGAAAACCACAUCGGAGGAAGCCAAGGACCAGAGCUCCAACGCAGUCACCUGUGUGACCACAGAGCCUACCCAAGCCCCGAUCUGGGGGGACACAGUAACGGUGGAGAUACAAGCUGAGGAGGCAGGGCAGGAAGAGUUGAUCCUCAAGGUGGCGGACAAGAGAAAGAAAGAGGAGCUGCUGUCCUACACGGUGCCCAUCAAGUACUUGCGUGUCUUCCACCCCUACCACUUUGAGCUGGUGAUGCCCACUGAGCCCAAAAAAGACAGUGAAGACUCAGCCAAGGCCCACCUGUACGUCACGGUCGUCCGGAAGGGUAGCUGCAUCCCCCGCUACAUCGGCUGCACUCACACUGCGCUGGAGGUCUUUCUCCGGGGAGUCAAUGAGCACCUGAUCAACAACCUGGACCCCAUGGUGGUAAUCGCCCGGGUGGUUCCCAACUACCAGGAGUUUAAGGUCAGCCAGGCAAACCAGGACUCAGCCUCCGUGGGGCUGCCCAUCACCCCACUGUCCUUCCCCAUCCCCUCAGUGAUGAACUUCGACGUGCCCCGCGUCAGCCAGAACGGGUGUCCUCAGCUGUCCCAGCCUGGGGGGCCACCGGAGCAGCCACUGUGGAACCAAUCUUUCCUCUUCCAAGGCCGGGAUGGAGCUACGAACUUCUCUGGAGACGCCGCCCUGGUGCUGGAGUACUACUCCUCGGCCUCGGUAAAAGGCAGCAAGCCUUGGAACCUGGGUCAGCCACUGGGCGUCUCCGUGUUGCCGCUCAAGAGCCGUCUGUACCGCAAGAUGCUGGCGGGGAAAGGCUUUACCGGGCUGCGUGUAGAGCGGCUUCCCAUCACUUACACCAACCUGAAAACCAUCAGCGGUGAGGCCCCCACGGUGGAUAUCUCCUUCCGGUUGUUCACCUCUGAGAGACCAGAAAACGUCCUGACCCCCAACAGCAGCAAGGUCCUGCCCAUCCUGGACUCUCAAAUCCUAGAUGAAAAGCUGGGGACCAUCCGGGAGUCUUGGUCCAAGACCAUGGUCAACUCCACGUCCACAGAGAACUCCAACCCGGCUUCUUCACAGGGGGCAGAGGAGGAACCUCUGGGGCCAGAGACCUACAGAGAUGCUGAGAUGAACAACUACCAGCGAGCCUUGCAGAAGAUGGCAGAGGACAUCCUGUCGCUGCGGAAACAGGCCAGCCUCCUGGAGGGGGAGAACCGCAGGCUGCGGAGCCAACUGGCCCAGCAGGAGGCUGAGGAGGAGCAGGGCCAUGCAGCAGAGGCAGCCCAGAGUCUGGUGUCCGUGAAGGAGAAGCUGCUACUGACGGAGCUGGAUGUGAAGAAGCUGCGGGACAAGGUGCAGCAGCUGCAGAACGAGUUGAUUCGAAAGAACGACCGGGAAAAGGAGCUGCUCCUCCAGCAGCAGGUGCCACAGCCACAGGCCAUGCUGCUGAAGCGAUACCAGGACAAGCUGCAGAAGAUGCACGCGCUGGAAGACAUUGUGCGGCACCAGGAGAAGGCAGGUGUUAUUGAAAAGAUGGAGCAGAAGCUGAGGGACUGGAGUGAGGCCCCAGCCCCGGGCAGACUUCCAGAAAAGCCCAACAUGAGCGGCCCCCAGCUCCCCACCACAGGCUAUCCUCUGGGCUCAAAGGGAGAGAACUGGCCGAUGGACAUGUACUCAGUGCUGCUGGCGGAGAACUUGCGGCUGCGGGCUGAACUGGACAAAAACCGGCACCAGUCGGCCCCCAUCAUCCUUCAGCAACAGGCCCUGCCGGUGGACCCCGGGGAGCUGGGAGCAGGAGAUUUGGGACAGAGGCUGCGAGAGACGGCUGGUGCGGGCUACCCCACGGGCACAGAAACCCUGCCUGUGCAGGACCUCCUGUCCAGCAGUUCAGACAAGUUUAACCUGCUGGCCAAGCUAGAGCGCGCUCAGAGCCGGAUCCUGUCCCUGGAGAAAGAGCUGGAAGACUCAGCUCAGCGCUGGGGACGUGAGAAGCAAGAUUUGGCCAUACGGCUGCAGGAGCAAGACCACGGCUUCGUCCACCCCUCUGGCUCUGUCAUCCUAGAUCCCCCUCCGCGGAAUACCUCCGUCCGCUCCAAGGACCUCCAGAGGCCCUCACAGCUGGAGGUUCGUCCCCUGGCCUCAGACACGAAACUCAACACAGCCCCGGAUGUCCAGCAGACCUGA
Ochotona princeps (American pika) is the source of this 2589-nucleotide messenger RNA. It is a transcript of the gene CCDC33, whose product is annotated as coiled-coil domain containing 33. Gene Ontology annotation, cellular component: peroxisome. NCBI's taxonomy places the organism in Eukaryota, Metazoa, Chordata, Mammalia, Lagomorpha, Ochotonidae. Bases 232 to 2589 code for a protein of 785 amino acids. The transcript has 20 exons. The record is from RefSeq and is a predicted model, not a curated record.